Messenger RNA from Camelina sativa (false flax), 1130 nucleotides. Its product is annotated as Polyketide cyclase / dehydrase and lipid transport protein. The record is from RefSeq and is a predicted model, not a curated record. NCBI's taxonomy places the organism in Eukaryota, Viridiplantae, Streptophyta, Magnoliopsida, Brassicales, Brassicaceae.
ACGCUUACCAGCAGAUCUAAAGAAGAAACAAUGCAAUCUUCUCCGAUCUUAUCAUCAGACUUCUCCUCCUCCUUUCACCACCCACGCGCCGCGGCGUUAGCCACUACUUCCGCCGUAACGAAUUCACAUCCUCCGACGAUAAAAUUUCACUCUCUAUCCUCCUUUUCUCCUUCCUCGACACUAGUAUCUUCUUCUCGUAGAUGUUUCACCUGCCGAUUUGGCAACGAUUCUUCGCCGUUCGAUACGAGCGAGGAUGAUUAUUAUAGUAGCGAAGAUGAAACUGAAACUGGAAUUGAAAUUGAUGAUGAAGAUGGUUAUUAUUGUUUGACAGAUGGGAAGACAGAGGAAUUGGUAGGCGAAGAUGGAGUUCUCAUAGAGGUGAAGAAGCUCGAGAAGAGCUCGCGGCGGAUUCGUUCGAACAUUGGUAUGGAAGCGAGUCUCGAUUCGGUUUGGAAGGUAUUGACUGAUUACGAGAAGCUAUCUGAUUUCAUACCAGGCCUUGUUGUUAGCGAAUUGGUUGAGCAAGAAGGGAACCGUGUUCGUCUGUUCCAGAUGGGACAGCAGAACUUAGCACUAGGUCUUAAGUUCAAUGCCAAAGCUGUUCUAGAUUGUUUUGAGAAAGAGCUUGAGAUUCUGCCACAUGGGAGGAGACGUGAAAUCGAUUUUAAGAUGGUAGAAGGAGAUUUCCAAUUGUUUGAAGGCAAAUGGUCCAUCGAACAACUUGACAAAGGGAUUCAGGGGGAGGCUUUGGAUUUACAGUUUAAAGAUUUUCCAACAACGCUUGCGUACACGGUGGAUGUAAAACCAAAGAUGUGGUUGCCUGUGCGAUUAGUUGAAGGAAGAUUGUGCAAAGAGAUCAAAACUAAUCUUAUGAGUAUCCGAGAUGCAGCACAGAAAGUUAUUGAAGGUGUUAUUCAUGAUCUUUGAGUUUUUUUUGUCUAAAGCCAAGCUGAGUUAGUGUUCCACUUCUCUGCAGGUUAGAUAAUAGAUACUACAAUAAGUUAUAUAGUUUCUUUUCUUUCUUUUUUGUGAAUUUUGAAAUGUUAUGUAAGUGGCUUUAUAUACACACAUUGUUCUCAAUUGUAUAUUCUGAAUUUUUUGGCUUUGAAUAUACCAAGUUUUUUUGGAUA